Messenger RNA from Prorocentrum cordatum, 2064 nucleotides. The record is from the annotation of a GenBank genome assembly. Lineage: Eukaryota; Dinophyceae; Prorocentrales; Prorocentraceae.
AUGGAGGGCGGCGGCAAACGUGCUCGUCGCGGACCACGCGUCGGAGGUCUCCCCGCUCUGGAGGACGACGCACAGAACAACGCGGACCUCGAGCAGGAACAUGGCCAGGUGAUCGAGCGAGACAUCAUAUUGCAACAGUGGGAGCCUUCUGAGUUCGCACGGUUGAUUGAUGACGGCCACGGGGUGGUCAUCCUUCCUGAGGACGACCCAGUGGACGACUCGCUCGCCAAGAUAACCGCGAGUUUCUCUCAAAAGUCAAAGGACAGCGUUGUGCAGUGCAAGGAUGGCGCUUGGCGACCAGUGGAAGAACUAGACGAACGCACGCUCCGCCUCCUGGAGGAAAGCGUGGCUCGUGCUGUUCGCCUGCUCGUAUGCCUGGUCCGGAACGGUCGCCGACUUAACGAUUGCCACACGCACAUCCCUGUGUCCCUCACGUACACCCCUGCCGAGGCAGACGUCGAGCGUCUCAAUCUGUUCUUGUGCACUUCUUAUGCGGGCCAGGCAGCGGGGCGCAGAGUCGCCAUGGCCGUCGAGGCUCUCGCGAUGCACGGCGAGCCUCUACCGCCGAAAAUCAUCGUCUUGCAGGGCGGCGGCGGCAAUAGUAAGUCUGCGACGACGAAGCUGCGAGCGAAUGUGUUCGCCGACUCCCACGAGUUCAUGGGCGCGUCGUGUCUGCAGAAAGACGACGAGUUCAGGAAGCAGGGCGGCCAGUUCGCGGGUGCGCCCCUCUUGACCAUACAGGAGUGCAGCGGCGGGGACCCAUUGCAGGAAAAGGUGGCCAAGAAAUUCGCCAGCGGCGAAGUACUUCCCUGUCGACCGAACUACUGGGAGACAACUGAAUACUUCAGAUGGCCCUCCGCGGGGAAGUUCUGGGAGCUGAACUUCGCGCUGCCCAUCGUAGUCGGGGACCCGCGCGACCCUCCCUCGCUGAAGUCUUGGUGGCGUAGACUGCUGGUGGUUCCUGUGGAGAGCUCCUGCUCCGCGCCGCCCGCCGAGGUGCGCGUGGGCGAUCGCGUCUUCCUCGACGACUCCACGCUCUCGCCGUUCCUGGGCAGUCGCGUCGCGCGCCACAUCUACAUGUGGUAUCACUUGCUCCCGUUCCUCCAGAAGUAUUCUGCCGACGAUUGCAGGAACUUCAUACUGCUGCCGGACAAUGACACCCAGAACUUAGAUGACUCCAUUAAUGCGUUCCCGUGCCUGUUCAAGAGGCUCCCUCUGGCGGGCGGCUACCAGCAGCUCCAGAUCGAUUUGCAGAAGUUCUCGACAGCCAUGUCCCGCAUGGAGAACUGCGGGGGGGAGCUCGGAAGUUUCGAAGAGCGGGGGGAGAUCUGGACCGACCUGGAGCGCGGGCGCAUCCGCUCCGAGCCCGAUUCAAACUCUGACCCCGAUACAACAGGGGCGCCGAAGUACAACCUCGCUGAGCCCGCGGCCGUCUUGCGCGAGGCAUACAUAGGCUCCAGGCAGAAACAACUGGAGAGCUACAUUCAAUUGCACGAAGCCACGGGCGUGCAGGAGGGCGACUUCAGCACCAUCGAGGUGAAGUAUUACAGGCCGUGGGGCCUUCCAGGGCGGAUGUACGCCUUCGGCAUGGCCGCGCAGAAGCUUACGAAGCAGGCGCGCGCGGCUGCGUUCCAGGGCCACGCCGUCGACGUCGAUUUCGUGGCUGCCUUUUCCCGCUUGGGCUAUCGCGAGGCGUGCCGCAGCGCGAGCAACUCGACCGCCUACGGCAUCUGGAGGAAGUCAAUUAUGCACGCGGGCGCCUGGAGGGGCUCCGUCCAGGACUACAUGGAGAUUUCGGACGACGAGGCGAAGAAGGAGAUCACCAAGCUGUUCUUCCUGGGCACUCCGACGAACGAGCUGCCGCCGCUAUGCGCGCUGUGGCGGGAGGUCGACGAGGGCAAGCGCGUGAUCAUGGACAGCCCCCGCUUCCACUACCUGCACGACCAGUUCGAUGAUCGUCGGACCACAGGUGCGGCCCGCUUCGCCUACGCCAUGUUCGCGCUCGGAGACGAGGAGCUGGCCAAGCUUGUCGAAGCGAUCAAGGGCCAUGACAGCAGCACGUAG